Messenger RNA from Thrips palmi, 2758 nucleotides. RefSeq names its product dihydrolipoyllysine-residue acetyltransferase component of pyruvate dehydrogenase complex, mitochondrial (gene muc). Gene Ontology annotation, cellular component: pyruvate dehydrogenase complex. The record is from RefSeq and is a predicted model, not a curated record. The transcript has 9 exons. Lineage: Eukaryota; Metazoa; Arthropoda; Insecta; Thysanoptera; Thripidae. Gene Ontology annotation, molecular function: dihydrolipoyllysine-residue acetyltransferase activity. Bases 89 to 1591 code for a protein of 500 amino acids. Gene Ontology annotation, biological process: pyruvate decarboxylation to acetyl-CoA.
UCCAUCUGUCUUCUGCCGUCGUCUGCUGCCCGUCUGUCCUCCCUCUGGUCCUCCUUCAAACCCUCACCUCUCAAACGAAAGCUCUGACAUGUUACGAAAAACUUUGAUUCGAAAUGAAGUGGUGCAAUUCUGCAAGAGGGCAGUCCAGCCGACCUCCGUGCGCCUCGUCGGCCCAGCGUGCGUGAAGGCUUGCCAAUUCCACAGUUUAAAAGUUAGCCAGCCAUGUGUCCUCACUGGAAGCCACCAUUUGGUGGAAACUCGGCAGCCAGUGCGACACUACUGUCCCGAUUUACCUCCCCACAACAAAGUUUUGCUGCCAGCUUUGUCGCCAACCAUGGAGUUGGGUACGAUUAUCAGCUGGGAGAAAAAGGAAGGUGACAAGCUCAAUGAAGGAGAUCUCUUAGCUGAGAUUGAAACAGACAAAGCUACGAUGGGAUUUGAGACCCCAGAGGAAGGCUACCUAGCGAAGAUCAUCAUCCCCGCAGGAACUAAAGAGGUGCCGAUUGGCAAGCUGGUCUGCAUUAUUGUCGAGAAUGAAUCAGAUAUUGCCGCUUUCAAAGACUACAAGGACGACGGCUCCAGUGCUCCAGCCCCACCAAAGGCUGCGCCUGCUGCCCCCGCACCAACCCCUUCUCCUGCUCCAAGGGCAGCUGCACCCCCACCACCCCCAUCUGCCCCCUCUGUCUCCAUCCCUGCUCCAGGUGCUGGAGACCGAGUUUACGCCAGUCCUCUCGCCAAGCGACUUGCUGCUGAAAAGGGGCUUAGCUUAGCGUCUGUAGGUACUGGGUCUGGCCUGUUUGGAUCCGUAACUGCUGCAGAUCUCUCCAAAGCCACUUCAGGGUCACCAGCGGCGGCUCCAGCUGGCGCUGCUGCAGCUGCUGCGGCACCAUCUGGUUCAUUUACUGAUAUUCCCCUCUCUAGCAUGCGAAAUGUUAUCGCCAAGCGACUUCUUCAAUCCAAACAAACAAUUCCUCAUUAUUACUUAACGGUCGAUAUUAAAAUGGACGAAGUAUUGAAUUUACGUAAGAAGCUCAAUAGUAUGACAGAAAAGGAUGGUGUCAAACUCAGUGUAAAUGACUUCAUUGUCAAAGCAACUGCCCUGGCAUGCAAGAAGGUCCCUGAGGCCAACUCUGCAUGGAUGGACACCUUUAUUCGAGAAUUCCAUUCAGUUGAUGUCAGUAUAGCUGUAGCAACAGACAAGGGCCUGAUCACACCUAUUGUAUUUGGAGCUGACAAAAAAGGUCUGUCUAGGAUCAGGCAAGAAACUAACUUGCUUGUUUCCAAGGCAAAGGAGGGCAAGCUUCAGCCUAGUGAAUUCCAGGGUGGCACCAUCUCUAUCUCUAACCUUGGCAUGUUUGGAGUCAAGAACUUUGCUGCCAUUGUGAAUCCCCCUCAAGCAUGUAUAUUGGCUGUUGGAGGAACAAGAACACAGCUUCUCCCUGACAAAGACUCAGAAUCUGGAUUCAGGAAAUGCGACAUUAUGUCUGUCACACUUAGUUGUGAUCAUCGUGUCAUUGACGGAGCUGUUGGAGCCCAGUGGCUAUCUGCCUUCAGGGAGCUGCUGGAGAAGCCCCACUCCAUGCUGCUAUAGGAAAUUAAAAAAUGAAACAGCAAGUUAUUACAAGACUUACAAUUUAAACCUGCCAAUCCAGUCCAACUGGCAUCAAUAUUCAAUUGUGACAGUGAUGAAACUCCAGUUCCACCUUGUUAAGAUGAUAGUUACACAGGGUCAUUACUUGUCCAACAAAUUAUGUUAUCAUGUUAUCUGUUAUUUUUGUUGUUUUAUUUUUUAUGAAAAUUAUUAUUUCUAAUCAAAGUAUUUGAUAUCCGGUGUACCAUAACUCAUGGUUUUAGUUCAUUUUUUUGAAAAUGUGAUGCUGUGCAGAAAUUUAUCAACCAAUGUGUACAAAAUGCAUAAUGAAUGUUAUUUGUAUUCAGUUUUCCUUCUUAAAGAAGUGUAAAGUAGAUUUUAAAAAGAAUAUUUAUUGUAAAGUGUUAAUAUUUGCCACAGCACAAGGGUACCCACUAGCUUUCCUGUUGCCAGUAUAAAGUUGUGCCCUUCCAAUAGCAAGAAAGUAGGUUUGCUUCAAUCUUUUGUUUAUAAGUGAACAAAUGCCUCUCUUCAAUGGUUGUAGUACGUAAGUCAACAGCACUUCUACCCUUUUGGAUGUAGCUGGCAAAUGAUAAUGUUAAAUAUGUGAAUGUUCUCAAUUGAGUAAAUUGUAAAGGAAGGUACCUCUGUGCUUAAGUAUUAGCAGUUACCUCUGUGAGGACAAUUUUAAUGUACCAAUGUAGAUUUGAAUGAGUGUGAAAUUUUGACUGAAGGGGAAUCAUGAGCAAGGUUUUUCUUUUUUUUUCAUAGAGCCAAUAACAUUCAUUGUGUUUAGAAGUUGAAUGCAAUGUGAAGUACUUUUACACUGCCGCUAUUUAUUGAAGUAUUUCCAAUGCUGUUUUCUGAAACGUUUCUGUUAGAAUGUUAAAUAGUUGCUAUUGCCUCAGAAAGAAAGCCAUUUGCAGGCCAUUUUCAGUUACCUCUGUAUUUAUUGAAAAUAUAUAUAUGUGUAUUUUUUUUGUAAAGUACGUAAUGAGUAAUGUAUAUUCUAAAAAUUUAUAAAUACUCCAUUGCUUUCCUUUCUGUUUUCAGCAACUUGCUCAUUCAUCUUCACUGUCUACAUCUGUUAAUGGACCUAAUGUACAAACGAUGUUUCCGUUAUGAAAUACAACUGUGCCACAGCACAUAAAAUUUGUUAAAAUAUGA